Sphaerulina musiva SO2202 is the source of this 1492-nucleotide messenger RNA. RefSeq lists its product as uncharacterized. Gene Ontology annotation, molecular function: DNA binding; DNA-binding transcription factor activity, RNA polymerase II-specific; zinc ion binding. Lineage: Eukaryota; Fungi; Ascomycota; Dothideomycetes; Mycosphaerellales; Mycosphaerellaceae. Gene Ontology annotation, biological process: regulation of DNA-templated transcription; aflatoxin biosynthetic process. Gene Ontology annotation, cellular component: nucleus. The record is from RefSeq and is a predicted model, not a curated record. The transcript is spliced from 2 exons. Bases 62 to 1492 code for a protein of 476 amino acids.
GAACACUGACUUUAUGUUGCCCGCUCCCUGAUCGCCAUUAUCAAUCCUAGGUUUUGGAGCCAUGUCUACGCCGACUAUCAAAUAUCGAGCUGCAUGCGACCACUGCUCCGCUACAAAGAUCAAAUGUACUCAAGAACGGCCACAAUGCGCAAGAUGUCGUACACUUGGGCGAGAUUGCCACUAUAGCAGAUCACUCCGCGCUGGCAAACCUCCCAGAUCGAGCCAGGUGCUGAACCGGAAAAUCUCCAAUACGCCCGUACUGCCUCGACGUGCUACGGUUCUGGAACCACCUCAUCCAGCCAGCAAUGGACCACUCAGCCACGGUUUCCCCACACAACCGUCCUCAUAUCCAGUCAUGAGCCCUAGUAUCUCGCCAGAUCCCACAUGGACAGCAGUCACCCACUCCUCAUAUCCCACCCCUCCAGCAGUUGCCAUAUACACUGGAGCCGAAGCCUCCCCCUUCUACUCCGAACUACAAACUCCAGACCACAGCUCCGCUACCACGCCCAUGGAUCCCGAAUGGUUCUUUGAUUUCAACAACGCUGCUCUACCUCCUACUGCAAACAGUAGCAGUGACAGCCCCACCGCAGCCUCCCGGAUCAACUCCCGCGAACCCACGCAACAACCCAGUCCCAUCUCCGAAGGCCAUAGACCGUCUUGCACUCCUCAAGUCGCUCCCGCCCAUAUUCUUCUCCCUCAACAACUACAACAUCAACAACAUCAUCAUCAUCAACAUCACCAUCAUGACCUGAGCAGUGGUACUCGUGGUGUUGGACAAUUACACCCCAACAACAACAUUAACAACAACACCCCCCUAUCUCUCUUCACAACAACCAACUCCUCCAUCUCCACCUCUGAAGGCAACAGCAGCACCAGCAGCGGCAGUGAAAACCACCCUUGCCUCCGCAUCGCCACAGAAACUCUAAAUGGACUCUACGAAUUACCGAGUAUUCUCCACGUCGACCGCGAAACUCGACAAUUCUCUCUCGACCAAGUCUUGAGCAGUGCCACGCGCGCGGUACAGAUUUGUCAUGAUUUGAUGACGUGUCCGUGUGUGAAAGAUUUCUCGUUGGUGCUCGCUGUGGCGAUGAUUGCUUCCAAGGUGUUGAGUUGGUGUCAGAUUGUGGCUUUUGUGAGGGAUGGGGGGAGUAGUACCAGUAGUAGUAGUAUUAGUAGUCCUGAUCUGGUGGUGGAUGGACAGCUUGCACUGGGAGAUUAUAAAUUGGAUGAUCGGAUGGGUUGGGUGUUGAAAAAUCAUAUUGUGCUGGGGCAGUUGCAGCGGCUGAGUGAAAUUGUGCAUCGGUAUGAUGUGCAGUUUUGUGGUGGAGAAGGGAUAUUGGGGGGUCAGCAGCAGCAGAAGAUGAUGGGUGAAGGGGGAGGAGCAGGAGGAUUGGAAGUGUAUGCGAGUAUGAGUGUGAUGUUGCGGUCGAGAUUACAAUGUACGAUUCAAGAGGUCGAGGGGAGAUUGCGGGCGAGUGCGAGCGCGAGCUGA